CACAUUUUAGGGAACUGCGCGGGAUUUUACAAAUGGUAACUUCCGUCAACUAAACAUCGGUGCCGUUCUCUGUGACUGACGAUGGCUCUAUCAGGCAGUCAGACUGACCUUGAACAGCGAUUUGGUCAUCUCAUACAACCCAUCCGGGACUUGACCAAGAACUGGGAUAUAAACAUAUGCAGUUACCUUGAAGACUAUCUAGAUGAGCUUGAGAAGAUUCAGGUUACGUUCGAUGAUGGUCACACGACGAUGAACUUCGCGGAGGCAGCUCUGCUCAUUCAAGGCUCAGCUUGUGUGUACAGCAAAAAGGUGGAGUAUCUGUAUACUCUGGUGUAUCAAGUCUUGGAUCUCCUCGCCAACAAGAAACACCCCCAGAAGCCAACGUCAGUUGACAAAGAUGGGAAUGACAAUGAUGCCCAGUUUCCUCAAGACGAAGAUGAGGAGUUUCUGCCGUUGGACGACAUCAAGGAACACAAGAACGUUGACAUGAAGGAGGGCAGCAACUACCUGGACAAGUCCAUCGCACCCAUCCCUAAAACCCCACUGGCACUCAUCCCUCUGGAGGACGGAGAAAAAGGGCAGAACCCGCUGCUGAGUAAAACUGGGGAGGUGCUGGCAAGUCGAAACGACUUCAAAAUGAACACCAGCUACGUACAUCCGUGUGGCUCCAUGUUGCUGGACAUGACUCACCUCAACCUGCUGGAGCUGUCACUCAAACUGCUGGCUUCGUCCACACCCUACCCCACUAAACCAGCUGCAGCCAAACUGACAGAGGAGUGCAAUGUCAACGAGGAGAUGCAGACUGAGGUAGCUGGGGAUGUGCCGGCCAAUGGAGGGGAGGAUAUGCCCAUGAACAUAUCCGUCGACUUUGAUGACAACGAUGGUGGCGAUGCACUUGGUGGGAGUUUCAACGCAGAUCCUCUUGCAUCCCCAGAGGAAGUGGAGGGCUUGCGGAGAUCAGAGAGGAGAAGAGUGCAGAUUGUUGAACCAGUUGCUCCACCAAAGCCAACUGUAGAUCCAUGGCUGUCAACAGAUCCGUAUGAUGAAGACAAGAACAAGGUUAAAGCUCUGUCAAAAACUCGAAAGUCAGUUAGGAUACCGAUCAAAUCUGCAGACACAACGAAGAAGAGGAAACGGAAGAUGCCUGUUAAAGAAACAACUUUAGAGCCGCUUAUUUGCCGAGAGAACUUCAGAGACUCUGGCCAGAGGAAGAUCCGAGACCAGCUGAGUGAGUUCGAGGCUCUCUACUGGGAGGAGUUCAUGAAGAGGAAGGCCAGCGAGAAGGAAGAGAAAAAAAUGAUGGCACUAGCUGGCUACCAUACAGAGGAAGAAGAUGAAGUCGUACCGGAGGAAGAGGCACCAGAAUUAAUGGCGCCAGGCGACAACGAUGACGACUGUGCUGAACCCCUCCAUGUUGAUGACGACUUGGCAUUCCCAGCAGAACAACAGUUCCAUCACAGAAACUCCAUUGCUCUCAACGACAGCAUGUUCGACAACGAUGCGAUGGUGACAAGCUAUGAAGUGUUGGUCAGGAAGCAUGUGGAAGCUUUCAUGGCAAGUGCUCAAGAAUAUGCACAAAUCACUGAACUUUCAAAGCGUGUUGCUGAUUGGGAAGAGAAAAUAGUUCCUCGGUUACGAGAGGAAGAACAGCACGAACCGUUCGAUAUUCACAAGUAUGGCACCUCUGUGAUGGACGGCCUCUCCAAGUCACAGAUGAUCCCCUUCAAACGAAUAGCAGCAGGAAAACCAGAGUUUGAAAUAUGUCGCCUGUUUCUUGCAACUUUACAACUGGCCAACGUUGGCAACGUUGAGAUAAGCUGCCAAGGUACACUUCACGACGGUAUGGACAAGAUGGCGCUGAAACUCGUCUCGACAAAACGACAUUUUGAAGAACUGGCCGAGUAUCAAGCUCCUUCAGCAAAGUAGAUGUUAAUAUUUAAAUACUGUACAUAGCUGUAUAGCGAGGUGUAGGUUUUGGCAGUGAAAUGUGUGUGAGGCGAUACGAGGGAUUACUCACCAAACAAAGCCAAGAUUUACCUGGGAUUACAAGGAAAAGUCUACUGAUCUACAAGACAAAUCUGCUGAUCCUAUAAGACAAUAACACUAUUCACUUAAUUAAUUUAUUUAUUAAUUAAUUAAUUAAUUACACUGGUCCACUAGAUUAUAUCAUGUGUCCUUUUGUCAAACACACUGGUCCACCAGACAAGUGAUGGUAAACAUUACCCACCAGAUGUAAGUUUUCAAUCUUCUCAGCUAAAUGUUUUCUUCCUAUCAACAGCCUUGAAUGACAGAUCUCAUAUUUUUGGGAAAGAAAAAUUGAAAUAUAUUGAAUCUUGUAUCAUAAAACUUUCUGAUUGUGAAAAACACAUUAAGUAUUGAUGUUGAUGAGAACCUAGACAGAAAUGAAUUGUCUUGACAUGAAGCACCUUUUAAUCCAGAUUAAUCCUGGAGUUUAUAACAAUGUAUAUAGCUAGAGAAUCAUCUGGGAAUAUCUAUGAAUGAAUUUUAGACAGAUGUAUAAUAUGUAGAUAUUUGUUUUACCUCGUUGAUUGUCUCAUUAUAAUAUAUAGCUUUGAUCAUACUUGCUUAUCACUCAACACAUUUUAAUCAUGAUAAUGACAGAGAGAUCAGACGUUAUAGGGGAUCGUCCAUAAGUUAUUACUGGGGUGGGUGAUGAUGAUUAUUUGGAAGGG
Haliotis rubra (blacklip abalone) is the source of this 2693-nucleotide messenger RNA. RefSeq names its product condensin-2 complex subunit H2-like. Gene Ontology annotation, molecular function: chromatin binding. The transcript is spliced from 18 exons. Gene Ontology annotation, cellular component: condensin complex; nucleus. Gene Ontology annotation, biological process: mitotic sister chromatid separation; meiotic chromosome condensation. NCBI's taxonomy places the organism in Eukaryota, Metazoa, Mollusca, Gastropoda, Lepetellida, Haliotidae. The record is from RefSeq and is a predicted model, not a curated record. The coding region runs from base 82 to 1926 and encodes 614 amino acids.